This is a messenger RNA of Periconia digitata, 1482 nucleotides long. The record is from the annotation of a GenBank genome assembly. Lineage: Eukaryota; Fungi; Ascomycota; Dothideomycetes; Pleosporales; Periconiaceae.
CGUGAAAUAUCUUGGCAUUGUCCCAAACCGUUCCGCUUCGGAUGCUCAGCACACUCCCUUGACUGUCCUUCAUUUUCGCCAACCAACAUCGUUCUCUAUCUGUAAUUACACAAGCUUGAAUUUGGCUAGUCAAUGCUUGUACAGCUAUUUCUACAUCAUAACAGAUCCAUUUCAUACUUCCUACCGCGAGACUGGAGCCCUUGGAUGUCGUGAUGCAAAGACGCGGUCACAAGAAAUCCCGAAAAGGGUGCGGGGAGUGCAAACGACGGCACAUAAAGGUUGGCGAACUCUUUCCCUUGAAUCUGUUUUUCGAAGCAUUCACUUACACAACGAAUGGGAGGUUUUGCGUAGUGCGACGAGAAGAGGCCCAUAUGCGCCAAUUGCAGUGUGUCACAGCGACAAUGUUCUUUCACGGAAGACACCUCUCGAGAAAGAAGAGUGGUUGGCAUUGAGGAAGAUGAAAAUGUUUCUACUACUCCACAUAGAACACCGGAAGCAUCGUCGACUUCAAUGGCUGCGGAGAUUGGACUCGAUUAUUCAGCGUCAACCCCCAUCAACAUGCUUCACGCUGAACUGCUUAUCCACUACUCCUUCACUGUAUCAAUUCCUGAAUUCGACAAGGAUAUCGAACGAGCAGCUACCAAACUAGUAUUGAAACAAGCUCUCGCAUUUCCAUGGCUGAUGCAUGAGGUCCUCGCCAUCUCAGCACGCCAUAUUGCUUGGUUGAAGGGGCCUGAUGACGCGGCCCCAUAUCGUGCCCACGCCGCCCAUCUCCAGACGCGGGCACUCAAUCUAUUUAACGCUGAGUCCCUGAGUAUCAACGCCUCCAACUGCUCCGCAGCCGUACUCUUUUCAUCGAUUUUAGGCCGACACCUCCUGGCCGACACGUUGGCCACUCUGACCGAUGGUGCCGACCUGUUGGUUUUCAUUGACCACUAUGUUCACUACGUUCAAGUACACCGUGGCCUUCGUUCCAUUAUCAGCAACGCCCAUGACUUAGUGAAAGAGUCUGAAGCCUACCCCCUGAUGAUGUGGUCGGGCUACAUGCGCACAGGGAAGGAAAAUGGAUCCCAGCUCGCUGCAUUGCGUGCGUGGAUCCAAUCUUCGACGUCAUCAUUCGACGCAGAAAGCGCCCGCUCAUGUGGUGAGGCUGUGGAAAAACUUCAGGGUGGACUGGAUGACGCUCUUGCAACUGACGCGCACCCAUUUCGCCGCUGUCAAGUUGCCCUUAUAUGGGCUGUCCUGUGCCCUGCACCAUUCCAAACGCUCCUCCACCAACGUUGUCCUCAGGCCCUUGUCAUACUCGCCCAUUACGCAGUGCUACUACACUAUACACGCGACAUAUGGCAGGUGAAUCACACAGGUACCACACUCUUACGACUUGUGGUUAACUUUCUGGGUCCGGAAUACAAAGAGCAACUGGAGUGGCCUCUAGCUGCUAUUCGUAACGACGAUAUGGUGCCACUUAGAUAUCAAUUUUAA